UCUGAUAGUCUCUCCCUAGUCUUCCCGCUAAAAGUAGAUUCGCAAUUUGCAGAAACGUCUCCGGUGUCGCAAUGUACUGUGGAAAGGAAGGUGCGAGCAAGCAUUUCCACUCGAUCGAAGUGAGCGUCAUCGCCAAUCUAUGGCCCACUUACUUUCCAGAAUCCUCCAUGGAUGAUGACAAGCUCCAACUCGCUUUACAUCUUGCCCAUUUCUUCUCCAAACCACCUGGAACAAGUCUACUUUCACAGGUUAAGGACGAUGACGGUUUCUUCUUCUUGCCAAUUGACCUCCAACAACUUCGGAAAAUAUGUGAAGUUGAGAAGUUCUUCGCGGAGCUUGAGAAAGAUCCUAAGAAUGCCAUAUCAUGUAUGGCUAUCGCAGUUCACAAGGCUUUGUUGCCCAAGUUGGACAAUUGCAUCAAGAUAAAUAUUCGGCUGCAUAAUUACCCUGAGUCAAUGAUUGCUUUGAAGAACCUAAAAGCUGCUUAUAUUGGCAAGCUUGUAUCGGUGCGUGGUACAAUUGUCAAAGUUAGCACUGUCAGGCCUUUAGUGGUAGAGAUGGAUUUUACAUGUGCCAAGUGUGGCACUGAAAUCACGAGGAUCUUUCCUGAUGGAAAAUUCUCACCACCAUCAGUUUGUGCUUUCCAUGGAUGUAAGAGCAAAAAUUUUAACCCAAUAAGGUCUACAGCCAGGACUAUAGAUUUCCAGAAAAUAAGACUUCAGGAGCUGCUAAAAUCUGAGAAUCAUGAGGAAGGCCGAGUGCCACGAACUGUAGAGUGUGAGCUGACUGAGGAUCUAGUUGAUGCAUGCAUACCUGGAGAUGUGGUGACUGUUACUGGAAUUAUAAAAGUAAUUAACAAUUACAUGGAUAUUGGAGGGGGGAAAUCAAAAAGCAAGAAUCAAGGUUUAUACUAUUUAUAUCUAGAGGCAGUUUCAAUUAGGAACUCGAAGUCCCAGCCUAUACCUGAGGAUAUGCAAGAUGGUAGUGCUGAUGUUAGAGCUACGGAGCUGUUGGAUUUGUAUUCAUUUUCUCAAAGGGAUCUGGAAUUUAUUGUUAAGUUCUCAGAGGAGUAUGAUUCAGAUAUCUUCCGUCAAAUACUUCAGUCUAUUUGUCCUUCUAUCUAUGGCCAUGAGCUUGUCAAAGCCGGCAUAACACUAUCAUUGUUUGGAGGUGUGAGAAAGCAUUCAGCAGAUCAGAACAAGGUCCCUGUUAGAGGAGACAUUCAUGUCCUUGUUGUUGGUGAUCCUGGGUUGGGUAAGAGCCAACUGCUGCAAGCAGCAGCUGCUGUUUCUCCACGAGGCAUAUAUGUAUGUGGUAAUGCAACAACAAAUGCAGGUCUCACAGUCGCCGUUGUGAAGGAUUCUAUGACAAGUGACUAUGCUUUUGAGGCUGGUGCCAUGGUUCUUGCAGACCGUGGAUUAUGCUGUAUUGAUGAGUUUGAUAAAAUGUCUGCAGAACAUCAGUCUCUAUUAGAAGCCAUGGAGCAACAAUGUGUCUCUGUUGCAAAGGCUGGACUAGUAGCAAGUUUAUCAGCACGUACUUCUGUGCUAGCAGCAGCGAAUCCUGUUGGUGGCCAUUAUAACCGUGCAAAAACUGUCAACGAGAAUUUGAAAAUGAGUGCUGCUCUCCUCUCGCGAUUUGAUUUGGUCUUCAUUUUACUUGAUAAGCCUAAUGAACUGCUUGAUAAGCAAGUCUCUGAGCACAUCAUGUCACUUCAUGCAGGAUAUGGGGAGAAUUCUGGAGCCAAAAGACAACGAAGAGAUGCGGCACUGCACGAUGAUAAAGAGACAGAUUUGAGUGUAAAAGGUAGUUCUUUAGCUUCAAUGUUGAGACUUGACCCAAAGAAAGACAGAGAUUUUGUCCCUUUGCCUGGUCCACUUCUUCGCAAAUAUAUUGCUUAUGCAAGAACUUUUGUCUUCCCCAGGAUGUCAAGAGCUGCAGCAGAAAUUCUACAGAAGUUUUACUUACGAUUGAGAGACCGAAAUACUUCAGCUGAUGGUACUCCAAUAACAGCUAGGCAACUGGAAAGUCUAGUGAGACUGGCAGAAGCUCGUGCAAGGUUGGAUCUAAGGGAAGAAAUAACAGCUCAAGAUGCUUUGGAUGUGGUUGAAAUAAUGAAAGAAUCUUUGUAUGAUAAAUACGUAGAUGAGCAUGGUUUUGUGGACUUUGGUCGGAGUGGUGGGAUGAGUCAAUCGAAAGAGGCCAAAAGAUUUCUUAGUGCCCUCCAUAAACAAUCAGAGUUGCAGCAGAAAGAUUUGUUUACCGUAUCUGAAAUGUACAGUUUGGCAGAUAGGAUUGGCCUUAAAGUUCCAGAUAUUGAUACAUUUUUGGAUAACUUGAACAGUGUUGGUUAUCUACUUAAGAAGGGACCUAAGAAAUAUCAGGUGUUGUCAUCAUCUUAUUCUCGGAGUCAACAAUCAUGGUCUAGGGGCUAAAGUUGUUCAGCAUGAAAACAAGGUUGAAUUAUAUUUCUUUAUUCUUUUGUAAAUAUUUUAUGGUUUACAGUACUUUGUAUGUGUUUCCCAUCACUUUUCUGAUGCUAAAAUAAUCUGUCAUUCUUUUGACAGUUUGAUGAUUUUGCGCAUAUGGACA
Molecule: messenger RNA, 2592 nt
Organism: Telopea speciosissima
Lineage: Eukaryota; Viridiplantae; Streptophyta; Magnoliopsida; Proteales; Proteaceae
Product: probable DNA helicase MCM8
Exons: 17
Coding region: 72-2435 (787 amino acids)
Cellular component (GO): MCM complex; nucleus
Molecular function (GO): single-stranded DNA binding; ATP hydrolysis activity; ATP binding
Source: RefSeq, a predicted model, not a curated record